AUGAAAAAAUUUAUAAACUUUUUUAGUUCCAAUGAAUUUCUAAAAAUAAUUAUAUCUACAAUUUAUUUACCAACUCCAGUAAAUAUUAAUUAUAUAUGAAAUUUUGGAUCAAUUCUUGGAAUUUUUUUAAUAAUUCAAAUCAUUUCUGGAUUUAUUUUAUCAAUACAUUAUUGUCCAAAUAUUGAUAUUGCUUUCUGAUCAAUUACUAAUAUUAUAAAAGAUAUAAAUUCAGGAUGAUUAUUUCGUUUAAUUCACAUAAAUGGAGCAUCAUUUUAUUUUUUAAUAAUAUAUAUUCAUAUUAGUCGAAAUUUAUUUUAUUGUUCAUAUAAAUUAAAUAAUGUAUGAGGAAUUGGAAUUAUAAUUCUUUUAAUAUCAAUAGCAGCUGCAUUUAUAGGAUAUGUACUACCAUGAGGACAAAUAUCAUAUUGAGGUGCAACAGUUAUUACUAAUCUUUUAUCAGCAAUUCCUUAUAUUGGUGAUACAAUUGUAUUAUGAAUUUGAGGUGGAUUUUCAAUUAAUAAUGCUACAUUAAAUCGAUUUUUUUCUUUACAUUUUAUUUUACCAUUAUUAAUUUUAUUUAUAGUUAUUCUUCAUUUAUUUGCCUUACAUUUAACUGGAUCAUCUAAUCCUCUUGGAUCAAAUUUUAAUAAUUAUAAAAUUUCAUUUCAUCCAUAUUUUUCAAUUAAAGAUCUUUUAGGAUUUUAUAUCAUCUUAUUUAUCUUUAUAUUCAUUAAUUUUCAAUUUCCAUAUCAUUUAGGAGAUCCAGACAAUUUCAAAAUUGCAAAUCCAAUAAAUACUCCAACUCAUAUUAAACCUGAAUGAUAUUUCCUAUUUGCAUAUUCAAUUUUACGAGCAAUUCCUAAUAAAUUAGGAGGUGUAAUCGGAUUAGUAAUAUCAAUUCUUAUUCUUUAUAUUAUAAUUUUUUAUAAUAAUAAAAUAAUAAACAAUAAAUUUAAUAUAUUAAAUAAAAUUUAUUAUUGAAUAUUUAUUAAUAACUUCAUUUUAUUAACAUGAUUAGGUAAACAAUUAAUUGAAUAUCCAUUUACUAAUAUUAAUAUAUUAUUUACAACAACAUAUUUUUUAUAUUUUUUCUUAAAUUUCUAUUUAAGAAAAUUAUGAGAUAAUUUAAUUUGAAAUUCACCAUUAAAUUAA
Molecule: messenger RNA, 1152 nt
Organism: Apis mellifera (honey bee)
Lineage: Eukaryota; Metazoa; Arthropoda; Insecta; Hymenoptera; Apidae
Source: the annotation of a RefSeq genome assembly